Jaculus jaculus (lesser Egyptian jerboa) is the source of this 472-nucleotide messenger RNA. RefSeq names its product guanylate cyclase activator 2B (gene Guca2b). The record is from RefSeq and is a predicted model, not a curated record. Gene Ontology annotation, cellular component: extracellular region. Lineage: Eukaryota; Metazoa; Chordata; Mammalia; Rodentia; Dipodidae. Gene Ontology annotation, molecular function: guanylate cyclase activator activity. The transcript is spliced from 3 exons. Bases 35 to 373 code for a protein of 112 amino acids.
AGCAGCAGCAGCGACAGGAACACAGAGGAGCAAGAUGGGCUGCAAGACCAUGUCGGGGUACCUGCUGGGGACAGCCAUGGUCCUCCUGUUGGUGCUGCAGAGUUCACAGUGUGUCGACAUCAAGUACCAAGGCUUCCAAGUCAAGCUGGAAUCAGUGAAGGAGCUAAGUGCCCUGGAGGAGCAGCAGGUGUCCAGCCUCCACCUACAGGACAAAAACCUACAGCCUCCUGUAUGCCACCACCCGGCCUUGCCCCAGGACCUCCAGCCCAUCUGUGCCUCUGAGAAUGCUGCCAGCCUUCUCAAGGGCUUGAGGACCAUCGCCACCGACGACUGUGAGCUGUGUGUGAAUGUUGCCUGUACCGGCUGCCUCUGAGACCACCCUGUGUGUCUAGAGGAGCCCAACCUGAAUGCCGACCACCCAGCCCACACGUCCACACUCAGGUGCCAUCACCACCUUCUCAGGACAACUGGA